Molecule: messenger RNA, 927 nt
Organism: Aspergillus terreus NIH2624
Lineage: Eukaryota; Fungi; Ascomycota; Eurotiomycetes; Eurotiales; Aspergillaceae
Exons: 2
Coding region: 1-927 (308 amino acids)
Biological process (GO): lipid metabolic process
Molecular function (GO): phosphoric diester hydrolase activity
Source: RefSeq, a predicted model, not a curated record
AUGAAUGCAAUGUCCCCUCUCCUGCCCACCGGCAUAAUCCCUUCCCUUCUGCUCUUCCUCCUCCAACUCCCAAUCGUCACAGCAGCCACCUGCAAUGGCCAAUCCGCCUACUGUGAUCGCCCGUACUCCAACCUCACCCAGAUGGGCGCCCACGACAGCCCCUUCGUCGGGCCCCUCCCCCAGCAUAACCAGAACAUCGACGUGACGGCCCAGCUCGACAUGGGCAUCCGCUUCCUCCAGGGCCAAACCCACAAGGCACCCACCAACGACACCCUACGUCUAUGUCACACAUCCUGUAUCCUCGAAGACGCGGGCACCCUCGAAGCCUACCUGGUCACAGUCCGGUCCUGGCUGGACACACACCCUGACGACGUGGUGACGCUUCUCCUCACAAACGGCGACAGCGUCCCGGUCAGCCGCUUCGACGAGACGUUCGCAAACGCCGACAUCAAGAAGUAUGCGUUCGUGCCGGAGUCGUCCCCAAAGACGUUGCCCGUGUCCUCGUGGCCCAAAUUGGGAGAGUUGAUUGGCAACGGGACGCGGUUGGUUGUGUUUCUAGAUUACGGCGCCGACACGGCCUCUGUCCCAUACAUCCUCGACGAAUUCUCGUAUUUCUUCGAGAACCCAUACGACGAGACGAACCCCUCGUUCCCGAACUGCAGUAUCGACCGACCGCCUGGUCUAUCGGACGAUGGACGGAUGUAUAUAGUCAAUCAUUUCUUGGAUCUUGAUAUUCUGGGCAUCAAGAUCCCAGACAGGGAGCAUGCGUCCCGGACAAAUGCGGCCUCUGGCAAUAGCAGCAUCGGCGCGCAGGCUGAUCUGUGUCGUUCCGAGCAUGGUCGACUGCCGAACGUGAUUCUUGCGGAUUUUGUCGACCAGGGUGAGGUCAUGUUGGCGCAGAAUACACUAAACGGCGUAAAGGGUUGA